Fragaria vesca subsp. vesca is the source of this 1242-nucleotide messenger RNA. RefSeq names its product putative disease resistance protein At3g14460-like. Gene Ontology annotation, molecular function: protein binding. The transcript has 2 exons. The record is from RefSeq and is a predicted model, not a curated record. Lineage: Eukaryota; Viridiplantae; Streptophyta; Magnoliopsida; Rosales; Rosaceae. The coding region runs from base 1 to 1242 and encodes 413 amino acids.
AUGCAUGACCUCGUUACUGAUUUGGCACGUUGGGCUGCAGGAAGUUCAUGUUGUAGAUUGGAGGAUAUGCAGAAUUAUGACUCGCAGCAACGUACAUGUUUGCCCAAGAUUCGUCAUUCGUCUUACAUUCUUGGAAAGUAUGAUGGAGUUAAGAAGUUUGAGGUCUAUUCUGAAGCUACAUCUUUGCGAACGUUCUUACCACUUGGGUCACUUUCAAUUCAUUAUCUGGCUCAUAAGGUUACUUCUUAUUUAUUGACCAAACUCCAUUACUUACGACUGCUCUCUCUAAAUGGAUACCGAAUAACCGAGUUGCCAGAUACAAUUGGUGAAUUGAAGCAUCUACGGUAUCUUGAUCUCUCCUACACAUUGAUAGAAAGUUUGCCAGACUCAACAACCACUCUUUACAACUUGCAGACAUUGAUAUUGAAAUGGUGUGGUCGGUUGAAGGCACUGCCCACAAGCAUGAGGAACCUAGUUAAUUUGCGUCAUCUCAACAAUUCAGAUACAGGGUCAUUGGAAGAAAUGCCUCCUCAGCUUGGUCAAUUGACUAACCUCCAAACAUUGCCUGAGUUUGUUAUUGGCAAAGGUAGUGGAUCAGGAGUAAGAGAGAUUGAGUCAUUAUUGCAUCUGCAAGGGACAUUGCACAUCUCAAGACUAGAAAAUGUGAUUUAUGUCGAGGACGCCAGGAGUGCCAACUGCUUAAAGAGCAAGGAAAGGCUUGAAGCCCUAUUUCUUGAAUGGUCUUCUUCGAGUGUCUCAACAGAAGAUGCAGCAAUUGUGCUUGACAUGUUACAACCUCAUAGCAAGCUCAAAAAGCUCACCAUUAAAGGUUAUGCUGGAUUGAAAUUUCCAAAAUGGAUUGGAGAUCCUUCAUUCUCUACAAUGGUGCAGGUAAUGUUAAAAGGUUGUAAUCAUUGUCAAUUCUUGCCACCAUUCGGACAAUUGCCUUGUCUCAAAGAACUUUAUAUACAAGAAAUGGAUGCAGUGGAGAGUACUGGUGUUGAGUUUUAUGGAGAAGGUAACUUGCCGUUUCAAGCUUUAAAGACCUUGGAGUUUUGGAAUCUGAAAAAUUGGAAGAAGUGGUCUCAUUGCCAACAAAAUGAGGGGGUGGGGGUUUUCUCUUGCCUGAAAAGGCUUUCCAUCAGGGGCUGCCCCAAAUUGGAGGGUGAUUUACCGGAGAAGCUUGAUUCAUUAGCACAACUUCAACUAUUUGGAUGUGAGGAAUUGGUGGUUUCGAGUUGA